Molecule: messenger RNA, 2699 nt
Organism: Pan troglodytes (chimpanzee)
Lineage: Eukaryota; Metazoa; Chordata; Mammalia; Primates; Hominidae
Gene: HOXC6
Product: homeobox C6
Exons: 2
Coding region: 1139-1846 (235 amino acids)
Biological process (GO): regulation of transcription by RNA polymerase II; anterior/posterior pattern specification
Cellular component (GO): nucleus
Molecular function (GO): DNA-binding transcription factor activity, RNA polymerase II-specific; RNA polymerase II cis-regulatory region sequence-specific DNA binding
Source: RefSeq, a predicted model, not a curated record
GACCAAGGCAGGAGCUUCAGCCUGCAGGAAGCUAACUGUCCAUCAGAGCCCCACCAGCCUUCUCUUUCUGGCUGGAUCCUAUGUGAAUUACCCCACCGGCCCUCACUGGCUCCAAAUCAUAAAUUCUCACCAACAUAAACAGGAGUUGAUGUCUCUAGAAAGAUUCUCAGAGUUUUCGUUCUUCCUCUCUCUCUCUUUCUCUCUGUCUCUCCCCCUCCGGUGCCACCUCCCUACAUUUUACUUCUUUUUCUCCUUUUUCUAUUGCAUUUUUAUACAUUUUCCCUUUUAGGCAAAAAUGCUGGAAGAGUUUUCCCAAAAGAGGGGUCCUGAGGAGGAGGCAGAAGGGAGCCAGGAGGCAAAGGAGAGCAGAUGCGUGGCCCAUUUGCCCACUCCAGCUCUGCCACUGUACCCUGAAGUCUUGCCCCUUUAGACCUAGUUGUUCCCCACAUCCCUACUACAUUCAAGACUCUCAGCCACACUCUACUUACUCAGGGGAACAGGUUUUAUGAAAUUUCUUUCUACUUUUGAUUUUUUUUUAAUUAUUGAUGAAAAAAAUACUAGUUUAGUGAUGGGACUCACUCCAUGGAGUGUCAAAACAGGAUUUCCUGCAGGAUUUCUAGGGACCCCCCUCCUGUGCUGGGAGGGAGUUCCUCCCUUGGAGAAAUCAGGAUGUAAUUUUAGAAGGGGGCAGAUAUAAAACAUGAAACCAGAUUGAAAAUACAGGGGUUUCUCUAGCCCUGGCUCUGGCCACAGCACAGCAAAGUUAGCUGGGGCUGAGAGAUUUCCUGGUAGUACAGCUCUCCUUCCCUGAGUCCCAAGGCCCUGCUCAGGGACAUGCACCCCUCCUUCACCACCAAACCAAUUCCCUUACAUAUAUAUAUAUAUAUUUUAAAAGAAAUCCAAGUCUUACUUUCAAAGCACACACUUAGUCUCAACUAGGGAAUCAACAGAAGCAGAAGCGAUUUUUUUCCCCCUUCCUGACAUCUGGCUUGCGAUUGGCUGGGAGGGGGUCAGCUGACUUUGUCAUUUUGUCUGUCCUGGAUUGGAGCCGUCCCUAUAACCAUCUAGUUCCGAGUACAAACUGGAGACAGAAAUAAAUAUUAAAGAAAUCAUAGCCCGACCAGGUAAAGGCAAAGGGAUGAAUUCCUACUUCACUAACCCUUCCUUAUCCUGCCACCUCGCCGGGGGCCAGGACGUCCUCCCCAACGUCGCCCUCAAUUCCACCGCCUAUGAUCCGGUGAGGCAUUUCUCGACCUAUGGAGCGGCCGUUGCCCAGAACCGGAUCUACUCGACUCCCUUUUAUUCGCCACAGGAGAAUGUCGUGUUCAGUUCCAGCCGGGGGCCGUAUGACUAUGGAUCUAAUUCCUUUUACCAGGAGAAAGACAUGCUCUCAAACUGCAGACAAAACACCUUAGGACAUAACACACAGACCUCAAUCGCUCAGGAUUUUAGUUCUGAGCAGGGCAGGACUGCGCCCCAGGACCAGAAAGCCAGUAUCCAGAUUUACCCCUGGAUGCAGCGAAUGAAUUCGCACAGUGGGGUCGGCUACGGAGCGGACCGGAGGCGCGGCCGCCAGAUCUACUCGCGGUACCAGACCCUGGAACUGGAGAAGGAAUUUCACUUCAAUCGCUACCUAACGCGGCGCCGGCGCAUCGAGAUCGCCAACGCGCUUUGCCUGACCGAGCGACAGAUCAAAAUCUGGUUCCAGAACCGCCGGAUGAAGUGGAAAAAAGAAUCUAAUCUCACAUCCACUCUCUCGGGGGGCGGCGGAGGGGCCACCGCCGACAGCCUGGGCGGAAAAGAGGAAAAGCGGGAAGAGACAGAAGAGGAGAAGCAGAAAGAGUGACCAGGACUGUCCCUGCCACCCCUCUCUCCCUUUCUCCCUCGCUCGCCACCAACUCUCCCCUAAUCACACACUCUGUAUUUAUCACUGGCACAAUUGAUGUGUUUUGAUUCCCUAAAACAAAAUUAGGGAGUCAAACGUGGACCUGAAAGUCAGCUCUGGACCCCCUCCCUCACCGCACAACUCUCUUUCACCACGCGCCUCCUCCUCCUCGCUCCCUUGCUAGCUCGUUCUCGGCUUGUCUACAGGCCCUUUUCCCCGUCCAGGCCUUGGGGGCUCGGACCCUGAACUCAGACUCUACAGAUUGCCCUCCAAGUGAGGACUUGGCUCCCCUACUCCCUCGACGCCCCCACCCCCGCCCCCCGUGCAGAGAGCCGGCUCCUGGGCCUGGGGCCUCUGCUCCAGGGCCUCAGGGCUCGGCCUGGCAGCCGGGGAGCGCCGGAGGCCCAAGGAGGGCGCGCCUUGGCCCCACACCAACCCCCAGGGCCUCCCCGCAGUCCCUGCCUAGCCCCUCUGCCCCAGCAAAUGCCCAGUCCAGGCAAAUUGUAUUUAAAGAAUCCUGGGGGUCAUUAUGGCAUUUUACAAACUGUGACCGUUUCUGUGUGAAGAUUUUUAGCUGUAUUUGUGGUCUCUGUAUUUAUAUUUAUGUUUAGCACCGUCAGUGUUCCUAUCCAAUUUCAAAAAAGGAAAAAAAAGAGGGAAAAUUACAAAAAGAGAGAAAAAAAGUGAAUGACGUUUGUUUAGCCAGUAGGAGAAAAUAAAUAAAUAAAUAAAUCCCUUCGUGUUACCCUCCUGUAUAAAUCCAACCUCUGGGUCCGUUCUCGAAUAUUUAAUAAAACUGAUAUUAUUUUUAAAA